Molecule: messenger RNA, 5183 nt
Organism: Pyrus x bretschneideri (Chinese white pear)
Lineage: Eukaryota; Viridiplantae; Streptophyta; Magnoliopsida; Rosales; Rosaceae
Product: protein transport protein SEC16B homolog
Exons: 14
Coding region: 324-4916 (1530 amino acids)
Biological process (GO): autophagy; COPII vesicle coat assembly; Golgi organization
Cellular component (GO): endoplasmic reticulum exit site; ER to Golgi transport vesicle membrane
Source: RefSeq, a predicted model, not a curated record
AUUUAUAUUACCAAACUUUGACACACCCAUUAAAACAUGCAAACUUUAUUGGCGAGUGCGCUGCUUUCAUCUUUUUGCUGCUUUGCUGCAAGAUCCAUGAUUUGUCUCAAUUGGAGACUCCGAUUAUCUCCCUCCCCAGAAACCAUUAGGGUUUAACCUAUGGUAAAUGGUAGUAAGUUUCAGAAUUUUGAAGUUUUUAUGUGACUGAAUGCUGUGGUACUUCAAUUCUACUGACUUUUGUCUGCUGAGGAAAAUUUGGGGAAGUGGGUUUUUUAUUACAUAUAGUGAGAUUGAUUUGGGUUUUUUUAGGGCGUGUGAUUUAGAUGGCGAGUUCUCCGUUUGAGGUGGAGGAUACAGAUGAGGAUUUCUUUGACAGAUUGGUUAAUGAUGACAUUGACUUUACUGAAUUUGUGCAUAAACCGGUAGAGAAGAAAGAGUUUGUAGAUGUCAAAGCUUUUUCGAAGUUGAGUAUUUCUGAAGUAGAUCCGGUGGGAGUAGACACCAGCGGCAAUGCUAGUCUUGGGGUUAAUGGUGAAUUGGGUCAUGAAGAUGGGGUUGUGGUGGAACAGUCUGAUCCCAUAUGGGACCCUGUAGUUGUUAAAGAGAGUGAGUCACUGAUACUGGAUUCUAGAAAUGAGGCCAGUGCGCCAGAUGAUAUGGUUGAUAAUAGAAAUGGGGCUAGUGCUCCAGAUGAUAUAGAGGAUAAUAGAAAUGAGCCAACUGAGUUAGAGGAUAAAGCGGGUAAUGGAAAUGAGGCUAAGUCAUUGGAGGAUAAAGAGGGUAAUGAAAAUGAGGCUAAGGAAUUGGAGGAUAAAGGGGAGGAAGGUUCAGUAAAUGGGAUGGUGAAUACGAGUUUGGCAGCAGUGGGAUCUGGUGUGAAAGUGGCUCAGUGGAGCUCGUUUUCUGGUGAAUUUGGAGAUGUCUCAGUGGACCCAUUUGCAAAUUUGGGUGAUACAGACAAAUCGUGGGCCGAGUCUAAUGUCACUGAUAUUGCUUCGGAGAACUCAGUUCCUGAUUUACGUGUUUCUAGUUAUGGGCAGCACCAAGAAGGUCAGCGCUAUGGCGUUGUUGAGGGGCAAAGUUUAGAUGGGCAGGACUUGAAUACGAGUUUGGCAUCAGUUGGAUCACAUUUGAAAGAAGUUCAAUGGACUUCGUUUAACUCAGAUUUGAAUCCUUCUGGUGACUUUGGAGAUUUCUCUGCAGACCCGUUUGCACAUUUGGGUAAUACAGACGAAUCCUGGGCCAUGUCUAAUGUCACUGAUGGUGCCUUGGAGAACUCAGUUGCUGAUGUAGGCAUUUCUAGGUAUGGGCAGCAACAAGAAGGUCAGCACUAUGGGGCUGUUGAGGAACAAAAUACAGGUGGCCAGGAGUUGAAUAGUAGUCAGAAUUGGGAUACCCUUUAUCCGGGAUGGAGGUACGAUCCAAAUACUGGGCAAUGGUAUCAGUUGGAGGGCUAUGAUGUGAAUGCAAAUGCUCAGGAGAGUGUUAAUGUGCAUUCUCAAACUGCAGAUAAUGUGGUUUUUUCAGACCAGAAAGCAGAUGCUUAUUAUUUACAGCAACCAGCACAAUCUGUUCCUCAAAGUGUGGCCCAGGGAUCUGAAACUAGUGCUGUUUCUGAGUGGAAUCAGCAUUUUAAUGGGAGCAUGGACUACCCUGCCCAUAUGGUUUUUGAUCCCCAAUACCCUGGGUGGUACUAUGACACAAUUACCCAAGAAUGGAAGCAGUUGGAGUCUUCCACUCCAACUUUUGACCAGUCAACAAGUGUGGAGUAUAAUCAGCAAUUUCACAAUUCAAAUGUGGAGAAUUAUGGUUCAGAUGUUGCAAACUGGGAUGGAUCUAUGAGCACCUAUGAUCAGCAAAAUGCGAGUAUGUGGCAUAAUCAAACAGUUUCUGCAAGUGACACUAUUAGUGUUACUGAGACACAGCAGUACGCGACCCAGUAUUUUUCAACCGGGCAUGUAACCAGUUCUGUGAAUCAACAACCAGGGUUCAAUCCUUCUGGAAACUUAUCUCAUCAUCAGCAUCAGGUUAAGGAGCCAAACCAAGUGACAUGCUUCUCACCUGCUAACUUUGAUAGUCAGAAGCCAGUACAAUUUUUACAGCAACCACUCCAAAUUGGAACUCAGUUUUCUCAUGAGGCCAGUGCAGGAAGGUCAUCUGCAGGACGUCCUCCACAUGCUCUAGUUACCUUUGGAUUUGGAGGGAAACUUAUAGUCAUGAAAGAUUACAGCAAUAUGUAUGGAAGCCAGGACUCUGUAGGAGGUUCGAUUAAUGUUCUCAAUCUGAUGGACAUUGUCGUGGACAAAACUGAUGUUGCAAGCUUUGGAAAUGAUGGUCGUGCUUAUUUCCAUGCUUUGUGUCAGCAAUCUUACCCUGGCCCUUUGGUUGGGGGGAGUGUUGGAAGUAGGGAAGUUAACAAAUGGAUAGAUGAAAUGAUUGCGAACUGUGAAACUCCUUAUAUGGAUAUCAGAAAAGGGGACCAUUUGAGGUUGCUUUUCUCUUUACUAAAAAUAGCAUGCCAGUAUUAUGGAAAACUUCGAUCUCCCUUUGGCACUGAUGUAGCAUUGAAGGAAUCUGAUAAUCCGGAGUCAGCCAUUGCCAAGCUUUUUGCCUCUGCUAAGAGAAGCAACGAGUACAGUGCUCUUAUGUUACAGAACUUGCCUUCUGAAGCACAGAGUCAAGCUACUGCUCUUGAGGUACAAAAGCUUCUUGUCUCUGGUAGGAAGAAAGAGGCUUUACAAUGUGCACAGAAUGGUCAGUUGUGGGGUCCAGCACUGGUGAUUGCAUCACAGCUUGGUGAACAGUUUUAUGGUGAUACUGUAAAGCUUAUGGCACUAAACCAGUUAGCAGCAGGAUCACCAUUGCGGACUUUGUGCUUGUUAAUUGCCAGGCAGCCUGCAGACGUGUUUUCGAGUGCCACUACAGUUAGCAGUACACCUAAUUCUAUGAAUGUAUCACAACAGCAGACACAGGUUGGGGCCAAUUCCAUGUUAGAUGAAUGGGAAGAGAAUUUAGCCAUCUUAACUGCGAACCGAACAAAAGAUGAUGAGCUUGUUAUCAUCCAUCUUGGAGAUUGCCUAUGGAAGGAAAGGGGACAGGUAUAUGUUAAUACUCCUGCACACAUAUGUUAUCUGGUUGCAGAAGCCAAUUUUGAGGCAUAUUCAGACAGUGCAAGACUGUGUCUUAUUGGUGCAGAUCACUUGAAAUAUCCACGAACAUACGCCUGUCCUGAGGCUAUCCAGAGGACAGAGUUAUACGAGCACUCAAGGGUUCUCGGAAAUUCUCAGUUUCUCCUACUACCCUUUCAGCCCUAUAAGCUUGUAUAUGCCCACAUGCUGGCAGAAGUUGGAAAAGUUGCAGAUGCUUUGAAAUACUGUCAAGCAAUUUUAAAGUCUUUGAAAUAUGGUCGAGCACCUGAAGUGGACACAUGGAGACAGUUAGUAUCAUCUCUAGAGGAGCGGAUAAGAGCCCAUCAGCAGGGUGGUUACAGUACAAAUUCAGCUCCAACCAAACUGAUGGGUAAAUUGCUUACAUUAUUUGAUAAUACUGCUCAUCGUGUUGUUGGAGGCCCGCCUCCACCUGCACCUUCGACAUCACAAGUCUUUGCCCAAUGUAAUGAGCAUGCUCAGCAAUCAGGAGGCCCAAGUGUAUCCAGUAAUCAAUCAACAAUGGCUAUGCCUUCAUUUAUGCCAGGCCCAAGUGUACCCAAUAGUCAGUCAACAAUGGCUGUGUCUUCGUUUAUGCCAGGCCCAAGUGUGCCCUAUAGUCAAUCAACAAUGGCUGUGUCUUCGUUUAUACCAGGGCCAAGCGUACCCAAUAGUCAGUCAACAAUGGCUAUGCCUCCGUUGAUGCCUUCAGCAUCGAUGGAGCCAAUAAGCGAAUGGACUGCUGAGGGCAAUCAACUGAAUAUACCCAAUAGAAGCAUAUCGGAACCAAACUUUGGGAGGAGCCCAAAUAAGGUUGAUUCAUCCAAGAAAGUGGAAUCUUCUAAACCACGAGAAAAUGAAUCAACAUCUAGUGGGUCAUCUCGUUUUGGUUUUGGCAUAUUUCAAAAGACUCUGGGAUUUGUGAAAAGAUCCCGGCAGGCUAAAUUGGGUGAAAAGAAUAAAUUUUACUAUGAUGAGAAACUUAAGCGAUGGGUUGAAGAAGGUGUUGAACCUCCUGCCGAGGAAGCAGCCUUACCACCUCCACCUCGAACUGCAGCCUUGCCGAAUAGAAUGCAAGAUUACAAUAUAAAUGAUGCGCUGGAAACCAAAAGUUUCCCUGCAGUUAAUGGGCCACAAAUCCCUAGCCUGGUGUCCCCUGAACCGAGUUCUGGAAUACCACCCAUUCCACCCAGUUCCAACCAGUUCUCCGCACGUGGACGUCCAGGUGUUCGCUCAAGGUAUGUUGAUACAUUCAACAAAGGCGGUGGGGCACCAGCAAACUUAUUUCAGUCACCAUCUCUUCCAUCUGCUAAACCUGGGGGUGGUCCCAAACCCAAGAUUUUUGUCCCGGCUCCAGUAACUCCCUAUGAGGAGACGGUUCAAACACCUGGAGAAAGCAUACAAGAGCCAUUGGUGACCAACAACAAUCCCCCAAAAUCAUUUGAGGGUGCAUUCUCUACUCCACAAACAUCAACUUCGUUUUCAAUGGCCAUGCAGCGGUUUCCUAGCAUGGAUAACAUUGUACAAAAGAGAGCAGGAGACAUGGGAAAUGGCAAUAGCUUUGCACCCCCUGAAUCCCGCCGUGCAGCAUCGUGGAGUGGAAGCCUUAAUCAUGCUAGCAAUCCAUCUAUGAGGAGUGAAAUCAAACCUCUAGGAAGACCGCUUGGUAUGUCUCCAUUGUCACAAAUGCACAAUAGUCCGCCAUCAUCGAUGCAGCUUCCAAGUAGUGGCGGCAGUUUAGGAGACGACCUUCAAGAAGUUGAACUCUGAGGUAUAUGGAAUAGUUGUAAAUCUAUAGAGUUGCAUUAGACGGGGGUGUUACAACGGGAUCCUUGUGCAAGAUUGGUGAUGGCACAUAUGGGAGUUGAAGUUUUUGUUGGGAGUCCCUUUACCACCCCCAUUAGAGGAGAGUUACAUAUGUAUACCUGAAGCCAACAGUUAGUUUGAAUGCCCUGAUGAAAACACAAUGUGGGCAGCCAAUUGUCGAAGGGAAAAUCGCGUAACGUAAUUGCAUAUAUAAGAUAUACCAUUUCUACC